Guyanagaster necrorhizus is the source of this 642-nucleotide messenger RNA. RefSeq lists its product as uncharacterized. The coding region runs from base 1 to 642 and encodes 213 amino acids. Lineage: Eukaryota; Fungi; Basidiomycota; Agaricomycetes; Agaricales; Physalacriaceae. The record is from RefSeq and is a predicted model, not a curated record. The transcript has a single exon.
AUGUCGCACAUCUCAGUGGAUAUUUCGGAAUCCAUGGCCAUAGGCAUGCCACUUAACAAGCGCAUUGCUAGCUCGCUUUCUAAACAGAUCUGGUACAGCGUUUUUCAAGACAUCUGGCUUAACCAGAAGCCUCCAUUCACCAAGGGACCUGUUUUGUGUAAUGACCCACAAAACCGUAUCAAUGUCAGAGUACCAGAGACGACAUCGUCUUUCUCCGACUUGCCUUCUGUUACGAUGCAGAUCUUGGAGAGAUUGGGAGUCUGCCCUUUCAUACAUCGAGAGUAUGAGGCUGCUCUGCAUGAUAUACUGGAGGCCAAAAAAACGGGUGACCCCAUCAUAACCGUUGGGGCCGACAGUCAGACGGAGCACGCAGAUUUGACCCAACCAGAACCGACUAUCAGCAUGAAGUGCAUUCAUGAGGAAGACCUCGUCGAGGACAGAGCACAGAAAAGGGAAUAUACUGAUAAAGUAUCCAGUGAACAUGUAGUUGACCCUCAUUACCAUACCAAUACUGAAGCCUUGUUGGAACAGUAUAUCAACUUAUUCCAAGAGGAGGAGGCAAAGGCAUGGCUAUGGGGUUUCAUUGUUCUUGGUCACACUGGUAUAGAUAAGGAACCACAUGCCAGUCUUGCAUUCAUUUGA